AUGGCGUCUGCCGACUGUUUGGACGCCUGGGACGACUGUUUUAACUUCUUUAAAGGAAAAAGCCCAUACCACACGACAAGACACACGAAGCUGUCACACUUUUCGCGAAACCAGCGCGUCGGAUGGAAGCUCAUGGGCGCACUCGGAAUGGUGGUGACACUACCGCACUCGGGCAUUUCAUUGCCCGGUCUGCAUGUGUUCGGUGCCGUGAUACAGCUCGUUAUCGUAAGCGUGGACUUCUACUUCACAGCGCCGCUGUUCAAAGCCAACCACGUAUUUCUGGUGCUCAUGUGGCCAGUCUUCUGGGUCUUCAUCCAGUAUUUGUGGGUUGUCAGCGGACACCAACCAAGCAAUGAUCUGUUUAACUUCCACUCGACUGCGUCGCCUGUGGCCACCCUCAUGCUGUUCCUAGGCACCGCUGCUGUGUUUUACUUCCUACUCUGGUACUCUCGCCACCUACAGCGCGUCUCGGACAAGUCUGCCGAGACUGCGGCCGACACGAGAGGCAUGGACUCGGACGAGAGUUCAGGUAUCCUGACCCCUACGGGGUGCGAGAACGCCAGCGCUGCCCCAUUUGAGCUGGUCAUCGACAGCUCAACAAACAAUCACUCGCUCUUCGACUCCAAAUCGUUCAGAGAUUCCGCCACGGAUCUCCAGAAACCGCAACCCAGAUAAAAGUCUUGAUGUAUCCAUUCGUAAGUAGAGAGCCGUAUUAUCGACAUGCAUUCCUUGUUGCCUUG
Messenger RNA from Phytophthora infestans T30-4, 740 nucleotides. RefSeq lists its product as uncharacterized. The record is from RefSeq and is a predicted model, not a curated record. Bases 1 to 675 code for a protein of 224 amino acids. The transcript is spliced from 2 exons. NCBI's taxonomy places the organism in Eukaryota, Oomycota, Peronosporomycetes, Peronosporales, Peronosporaceae.